AUGGGACUUGCAUAUAUCUUCGAGCUCCCAGCAAAUGUUAAGGUUUCUUCAACGGCCGGCUUGAAGCUCGCAAUUGGAGGCGAGGUUACGGAUGUCGUGACAAUAAAGUUCCCGUGGAACUCAACCAAGACUAGACUCCUUCUCGCUGAAGGUGGACACCGCAUUGAACUAAAGGACUCUCCAUCGUUCUUCUACGAGCACGUACUGGCAAGUGACGAUGCGCGUGACAAGCUAAGCCGCUGGAUAUCAGCAGCCCGCAGCGAGAAGGUCAGAUCGAGCUUCUGGUGCCGCAAGCCCAAGAUCUGGAUGCUCACAGGCAUCUACACCUUCCGCAAUGCUACCUGCACUGAUGUGGAAAAUGCCUCCCUUGGCGCCGAAUUAGGCUUGAGCUCAGCGCUGGUAGCGGCCGCAACGGGUAUCUCCGUCGGGCCGCUGGCCGAAGUUGCGGUCGAAAAUGGCAUCGAAAUCACGCUCCCAAUGGCGGGCGAUCUAGUAUGGGCUGCUCAAUGGCAGCAGGUGAAUCUCGAAGGUUUGUGGUACCGGGAAGGCAUCAAGGGGAGCUGGAAGUUGCCGCUCUCGAUCACACUGUAUGAGGAUCGUUUUAGCGCCGGCGCGAUGCACGGGGGGUCCGGCGACGAAGUGGCAUUCCUAGAGGUGGGGGAGACAGUCUAUGGAGACGAAGACGAGGCAGAGGAAGAUCUCCAUAUUCAGCCAGUGGAUGAGUACGACGAGCUGCUGGAAGAGACGAUUCAGUUCUUUGAAAAAAGUAUCGAAGAAGAGGCAAGGAAGGAAGCAGACCCAGAAUAUCAGGCGCGGAAGAGGAAGGCCCUGGAUGCAGAAGCUAAGGCCCGAGAGGAGUUUCAUUAUGCUUGUCAGAACUUCCCUGUGGGAUCAAAGGAGCGAGAAGAGACUUAUGUUGCUCUGGGCCUUGCAAACGAAGCAGUCCGCCAAUUUCGUCUCGAAAAGGUCUGGAUAUAG
Fusarium musae is the source of this 978-nucleotide messenger RNA. RefSeq lists its product as uncharacterized. The transcript has 3 exons. The record is from RefSeq and is a predicted model, not a curated record. NCBI's taxonomy places the organism in Eukaryota, Fungi, Ascomycota, Sordariomycetes, Hypocreales, Nectriaceae. The coding region runs from base 1 to 978 and encodes 325 amino acids.